AUGAGUGGGCUACCGGGCGCCAGGACCUGCCCAGGUCCGGGAGAGGCCUCCGACCUUAAGUGCCCCCUGGGCGCCAAGUUCAGGGAACCUCUCACCGAGACCCGGUUCCAGCAGCUCUUCGGAGACGCGGAGCAGGAGCCCGAGCUGCUCGCGGAGCCGCGCUGGUCCCGGCUGUGGCGGCGGCGAGCCAGUGCCUGCUCUGGACCGGGGGCGUGGCGCCUGCUCCUGGCGCGGCUGCCUCCGCUGCGCUGGCUGCCCCACUAUCGCUGGCGGGCCUGGCUGCUUGGGGACGCGGUGGCCGGACUGACCGUGGGCAUCGUGCACGUGCCCCAGGGCAUGGCUUUUGCUCUCCUGACCUCUGUGCCCCCAGUGUUCGGACUCUACACUUCUUUCUUUCCCGUCCUCAUCUACACCUUGUUGGGUACUGGGAGACACCUGUCUACUGGAACUUUCGCUGUCCUCAGCCUCAUGACCGGCUCGGCCGUGGAGCGGCUGGUGCCGGAACCCCUCUCGGGGAACCUGAGCGGAACUGAGAGGGAACAGUUGGAUGCUCAGCGGGUUGGUGCGGCUGCGGCAGUGGCCUUCGGGAGCGGGGCCCUGAUGCUGGGGAUGUUUGCCCUGCAGCUGGGCGUCCUGGCCACCUUCUUGUCGGAGCCUGUAGUCAAAGCGCUGACCAGUGGGGCCGCCCUGCACGUGCUCGUGUCCCAGCUGCCUAGCCUUUUGGGGGUGCCCCUCCCACGUCAGAUUGGCUGCUUCGCUCUUUUCAAGACGUUGGCUGCUGUGUUGACGGCGCUGCCCAGGAGCAGUCCCGCAGAACUGACCAUCUCGGCACUUAGCCUGGCGCUGCUCGUGCCGGUCAAGGAACUGAACGUGAGAUUCAGAGACAGGCUACCCACCCCCAUCCCGGGGGAAAUCGCCAUGGUGCUUCUGGCCUCUGUGCUCUGUUUCACCUCUUCCCUGGACACAAGAUACAAUGUUCAGAUAGUUGGGUUGCUGCCUGGAGGAUUUCCCCAACCUCUCCUCCCCAGCCUGGCUGAGCUGCCUAGGAUUCUGGCCGACUCAUUGCCCAUGGCGCUGGUUACCUUUGCCGUAUCUGCCUCCCUGGCCUCCAUCUAUGCAGACAAGUACAGCUACACUAUUGACUCCAACCAGGAGCUCCUGGCACAUGGUGUCUCCAACCUCGUCUCCUCCCUCUUCUCUUGCUUUCCCAACUCUGCCACGUUGGCUACGACCAGCCUACUAGUGGAUGCUGGUGGGAACACACAGCUGGCAGGCCUCUUCUCCUGCAUGGUUGUCCUGUCUGUGCUCCUGUGGCUGGGGCCCCUCUUCUACUAUCUGCCCAAGGCUGUCUUGGCCUGCAUCAACAUCUCCAGCAUGCGCCAGAUGUUCUUCCAGAUGCGAGAACUCCCUCAACUAUGGCGCAUCAGCCGCGUGGACUUUGCUGUGUGGACGGUCACAUGGGUGGCUGUUGUGACCCUGAGUGUGGACCUGGGCCUGGCCGUAGGUGUGGUCUUCUCCAUGAUGACUGUGGUCUGCCGCACCCAGAGGGUACAGUGCCUGGCACUUGGACUGGCUGAGGGGACAGAGCUCUACCGGCCACUCAGAGAGAGCCACAAGCUCCUCCAGGUCCCGGGGCUCUGCAUCCUAAGCUAUCCAGCACCGCUUUACUUUGGGACCCGAGGGCAGUUUCGCCGCGUCCUGGAGUGGCAUCUGGGGCUUGGAGAAGGAAGCAAGGAGGCUCCAAAGACAGAUGGCCCACCUGAUGCAGCUGCCGAGCCUGUCAGGGUGGUGGUCCUAGACUGCAGUGGUGUCACCUUUGCAGAUGCUGCAGGGGCCAGAGAAGUGGUUCAGCUGGCCAGUCGAUGCCGAGACGCUGGGAUCCACCUUCUCCUGGCUCAGUGUAAUGCCUCGGUGCUGGGGACGCUGACCCAGGCAGGACUCCUGGACAGAGUGACCCCAGAGCAGCUGUUUGUGAGUGUCCAGGACGCAGCUGCGCAUGCCCUGGAGAGGCUGGAGCUCAGUGGUCCAAAGACUUGCACAGUGUGGGUCUGACCUGGUCAUUUGGUGUGUGGAGGGCCCCAACGAGACAUGUGUGAGGCGGGCCAUGGCCCCUGAGUCCCCUGACUUCAUAUAACUAAUAAAAUGAAGCUGAGAGCCUCUGGGGUCCAUGAAAUCAGUCUGGGUGUCUGCACAUGGACCCUCGGUGCCCCUUCCUCCACUCCCAAAGCAUUGCAAAGACACAACUAAAAGCGGCUUUCCCCUGUAUGUUCACCAGCCCCCAUUCCAACUCCAUUCUCUCCAUGGGGGUGAAGCUGCAGCCACUGCACAGAGUCCUGGAUCCAGAGAUACGGGCACAGCCCUGGGACUAUAUACUGGGGGCUUCCCCAACCCCUUAGUACCAAGGAGAUGAGAGGAGAGUAUUUCUGCUUUAGGUUUUUAGAGUCCCCCUAUGGGCUCUUUGGCACUUGAAAAGCAACCCCCCACUUCCUGCCCUAGGGGAAGGGGUUGGGGGGAGGACUUGGCACUGGCUGUGGGACAAGUUAUGGCUCCAUCAUGCCCCUGGGCACUUGCAGAAAGGAGGAGUGACACCAGGACAAGCCCCUGUUUGGGAUCAAGUUCUGAAGGAGACUGGGACAGUCAGUGGAGUGGUCACUGGCUGGUGGGGUUUGCUAGGAAUUCCUGGCAGGGACAAGG
Molecule: messenger RNA, 2694 nt
Organism: Budorcas taxicolor (takin)
Lineage: Eukaryota; Metazoa; Chordata; Mammalia; Artiodactyla; Bovidae
Product: solute carrier family 26 member 10-like
Exons: 18
Coding region: 1-2052 (683 amino acids)
Biological process (GO): transmembrane transport
Cellular component (GO): membrane
Molecular function (GO): bicarbonate transmembrane transporter activity; chloride transmembrane transporter activity; oxalate transmembrane transporter activity
Source: RefSeq, a predicted model, not a curated record